AACCCCUGAGCGAGUAAAACCCUAAAAGAGAAGAAGACGAAGGAGAUGGGAGAUGAACUGGAAGAGACAGAGAUGGAGAAGCUGGUGAAGUUGGGAUCGUACGAAGGGAAAGUGAAGUUAUUGAUGGAUGAUGGUGGUGGUGGUGAGUCAAUUUCAGAGUCAGAAUCAGCUGCAGAAGAGACCAUGUUACUGUGGGGAAUUCAACAGCCAACUCUCUCUAAACCCAACGCGUUCGUCGCCCAAUCGUCUCUGAACCUCCACAUUGACGCUUGUGGCCACUCUCUCAACAUUCUUCAGUCUCCUUCUUCCUUGGGCAAACCGGGAGUAACUGGAUCAGUGAUGUGGGACAGUGGAGUUGUAUUAGGAAAGUUUCUAGAGCAAGCUGUGGACUCAGGAUUGCUUUUUCUUAAAGGAAAGAAGAUCGUGGAGUUGGGUUCUGGUUGUGGUUUAGUUGGCUGCAUUGCAGCUCUUUUGGGUGCUCAAGUUAUCCUCACAGAUUUGCCGGAUAGACUGAGACUACUGAAAAAGAACAUUGAAACCAAUCUGAAUCAUCGAGAUUUGCAGGGCUCUGCCACAGUUAGGGAGCUAACAUGGGGAGAUGACCCUGACCAGGAAUUGAUUCAACCUUUACCUGAUUAUGGUAAUGCCUCUCGUUAUUUUUUCUUAUUUUCAGAAUCGUAUUAUCGAAACAGAAAUGGGGUCGUAGCUUGUUUCUUGAGUCCACUGGAAGAACCCAUUCUCAAGAAGCUCUUAAGCUAUCUGUUUCAGGAGCCGAUUGCAUUCGCAGGUGGGAUCUUUGCUGGUCUUUUGAGGCUUGAUUUGAAUGAAGAUCCAUUGAAAGAGUGGGUUACAAGACUGCUGACCGCCGGAAUUACAGAGGAAGAAAUCAAUGCUCAAGGCUCAAAGACUGAAGAAGAAGUCCCAGAACAAAUUGAGAUUGAUGAUGAAAUUUUUUGCAUAUAA
This is a messenger RNA of Pistacia vera, 963 nucleotides long. RefSeq lists its product as uncharacterized. Lineage: Eukaryota; Viridiplantae; Streptophyta; Magnoliopsida; Sapindales; Anacardiaceae. Bases 46 to 963 code for a protein of 305 amino acids. The record is from RefSeq and is a predicted model, not a curated record. The transcript has 5 exons.